UUGACAAAGUCUCAUCAAAGCAAAAUGCAUUCUACCUCCAGUUUUCUGUUUAUUGGCUUGGGUCUUGCCUGUGUCUUGUCCAGUGGCUUGGCCUACCCCUAUCCUGAUCCCCGAGAGAUUGUGAAUCUGCAACCUGAACCAUUGGCUUAUUCUCCCAACUUCGAUGUUGCUCCUUUAACCAGGGUGCGUCGCCAAUUCCAAUUGAAUGGCGGCGGUGGUGGCAGCCCAAAGCAGGGUUUCGAUCUUAGCCUUAAUACACGUGUGCCUGUUUGGACGAGCCCUAAUGGACGCCACUCCUUCGAUGCCACGGGAUCGUAUGGCCAGCAUCUUGGAGGACGUUAUGGCAGCAGCCCACCUCAAUUUGGAGGCGGCGGAGUGUACACCUUUAGGUUCUAGAGAA
Drosophila eugracilis is the source of this 400-nucleotide messenger RNA. Its product is annotated as diptericin A. The coding region runs from base 25 to 396 and encodes 123 amino acids. The transcript is spliced from 2 exons. Lineage: Eukaryota; Metazoa; Arthropoda; Insecta; Diptera; Drosophilidae. The record is from RefSeq and is a predicted model, not a curated record.